This is a messenger RNA of Conger conger (European conger), 2523 nucleotides long. Its product is annotated as stromal membrane-associated protein 1-like. Lineage: Eukaryota; Metazoa; Chordata; Actinopteri; Anguilliformes; Congridae. The transcript has 11 exons. The record is from RefSeq and is a predicted model, not a curated record. Gene Ontology annotation, molecular function: GTPase activator activity; metal ion binding. The coding region runs from base 211 to 1632 and encodes 473 amino acids. Gene Ontology annotation, biological process: regulation of clathrin-dependent endocytosis.
GCAGGUUUAUGAGUUCCAGCGAUGAGACUGUUCCGGUUCCGGGUGCGUCCCGAUUUCUGCCAUAUUUAGUGCUGCAUCUGGCUUCACGGGUUCGUACUGUAGUUACGGUGCCCCGGGGAAUGCUCUUCUUUUUAAUACCUCUUACUUAGGCACGGUUUUUAAGGGUAAGGCUAGCGUUUCGUGACAGAAGUGUCCUACACCGGCAGAGAGAUGACGACAAGAUCAGAAAGGGAAAAGGCCCAGAAACUCAAUGAGCAGCACCAGGCCAUCCUGUCUAAAAUGCUGAGGGAAGAAGACAACAAAUACUGCGCCGACUGUGAGGCGAAAGGGCCGCGAUGGGCUUCCUGGAACCUGGGCGUGUUCAUAUGCAUCCGCUGUGCUGGGAUCCACCGGAACCUGGGCGUGCACAUAUCCCGCGUCAAAUCCGUCAACCUGGACCAGUGGACCGCAGAACAGAUCCAGAGCAUACAGGACAUGGGCAACACUCGAGCCCGGCAGAUGUACGAAGCCAGUCUUCCAGAAAACUUCAGACGACCUCAGACAGACCAAUCCGUGGAGUUCUUCAUCAGGGACAAGUACGAGAGGAAGAAGUACCACGACAAAAACGCCCCCAGCGUCACCAGCAAGUCCUCUGAUGCUGUGGCUCCAGUUUCCUCUCCCUCUUCGCAAGUGGCAGAGCGAAGCAAGCUGGAGAAGGAGAAAGAGAAGAAAGAGGAGAAGAGACGGGAGAAGGACACAGACAAAGGGAACAAACCUCCGUCCUAUGAGAAGCCUCAGAAGAGAGAGGAGCCCCAGCCAGAACCCAAAGCCAGCCCCAUGAAGAGCUCUGAGCCGGCCAUCGACCUGUUAGGCCUGGACACCCCUGCAGUCACCGCUUCCAACGGCGGCAACGGCUCCGCCUCCACCGCUCCUCUCAGCGACGACCUCGACAUCUUCGGCCCCAUGGUGUCCAACCCCCUGCCCUCGACCAACACACCCUUCUCUCAGGCCAGCUCCAGUAGUGCUGCAGGGGUCCCGGCGACAGCAGGAACAGGAAGUUCAGCCCCCGCCCAGGGAGAUCUGGACCUGUUCAGCGAGAGCAGCUCCAAAGCAGACGACUCGGCCAAGAAACCCCUCUCCAAGGACUCCAUCCUGUCCCUGUACAGCACCAGCGGCAUGGGCCAGCAACCCCCACCCGCCGCCAUGUUCAUGGGCCCGUCCCAGAUGCAGUUCCCUACACAGCCCCCCUCGGCCUACCAGGGCUUCCCCGGGAUGGGCGGGGCCAUGCCCCCCACCACCAUGAUGGGGGCGGUGCUGGGCCAGAGCCCGGCCAUGAUGGGGCAGAACGCGGGCAUGAUGGUCGGCAUGACGAUGCCCAACGGCUUCAUGGGUAACGCGCAGGCCGGGGUGAUGGGCCUGGCCCCCGGGGUGAUGGGGCCGCAGGCGGGGGGCAUGGUGCCCCCCCCGAACAUGUACGCCAUGCAGCCGGGACAGCAGGGCCAGUGGAGCAUCGGACAGAUGAACCAGCAGAUGUCCGGGAUGGGCCUGAAUGGAGCGGGCGGGGCCGUGGGUUUCGGCCAACCGGGGACCGCCGUGGGGGGGUGGGCGGCGCCCCCGUCAGGACAGACCCUCAGCACGCAGCUGUGGAAGUGAGCUCCGGAGGGGCGGGGGAGGGGCCACGAGCAGCGGGAGGGGCCUGCCGGGAUCCCCAGCCCCUCCCCCUACACCUUACCUCCCCCCUCCACACACACCGGCCCAAAUUUUACCCAACUGACUUCUCCUUUCCCAACAUUAUUACUCCACAGAGUCUGAGCUGCAGCCCCGGCCGGUGUGUAUUGAUUGAGUGGCCGGAGUGCGAGGCUAAACUGACUGGCAGUGUCGUCCAUCUUAUUUUAAACAACGACAAAAAAAAAAACGACAACGGCAAACAAUACUUUUUUUUUUCUUUUUUCCUUUUUUCUUUUCUUUCGUUUGUUUUUUUUUUUUUUUUUUUUUUUUAAAGCAUAUCAGCAACGAUGCUGCUGGACCAAUUAUAAAAGCGUCUAAUAUAUCAUCACCAAAUCCAUAGUGAAUAAUAGUAUUUAAAUGGGUGAGCUAUGGCGAUCAUGUCCAUGAUUUUCCACUUGUGUGUGUAUCCCUCCCAGACCCGGGCAGUAUGGGGUGAGAAAGUGUACUGAAUGUUUUUCCCUCGGUAGAGAUAUCCAAAAAGACCCCGUCCCCCCCUGGCUUUGUCCCUGUCGAACACCCUCCUCAGUUCAGGCCGUUUGUUGAUUGUACGCGUUCCAGAGAAGCACGGCUUCUCCGGCGGGGGGGGGGGGCGGGGGGGGAGCAGGAAGUCUGGGAGGACGGGCGUCGAGUAAACGUUUCUGGAGCCACGGUGCAGAUCCCAUCAGCAGACGGGGUCUUUCCGCCCACCAUUAAAGAACGGGACCCAAACCUCAUCUUCCAGGUUCAUUUCUGUAAUGUGUUUACAUUUUCUGGUGCCUAGUACAGAUGAAAAAAAAUGUCAUUUCUGUGCAUUAAACAGUGAAUAGCCAUGAAAAA